AUGGCCGGUGGUGAUCCAUAUCAAUUAUUGAUUGGUGUUUUUCAAUUGAAAGAAGAAGAUAGAUUAGCAGCAACUGUUGAAUUGAUAAAUAACGAAACUGUUGUUGUUCCUCGUGGAGUUUUAUUAAAAGAAUCUGAUGGCUUUGUUGUUAUGAAUGGUGCUUACGAAGGUUUAUCACCAGAAGAAAGCGAUGAUUUAAAAUCAUAUGUUCAUUAUAGAAAACCAGUACAAAAUUGGAAUACAAAUUUAUUAACAAGAAAAGAUUAUAAUUAUGCAUUGGAUUUUUUAGACACAAUCGAUUUAGACAUACCAAAAGGAUGUUGGAGUGUACAAGAACAAAGAGGGGGUAAACUUUACACUUUAAAAAAUUUAUAUUGGCCUGGUUUUAUGGCUUAUCACGUGCCUAACACAAAAAAUUGGGGUUUUUUAUAUGCUGGAAAUGGUAGAAAAGAUAUCGAUAAAAAGAAAAAAGAAAAAAUUAAAUAUUAA
Pediculus humanus corporis (human body louse) is the source of this 489-nucleotide messenger RNA. RefSeq names its product protein C6orf206, putative. Gene Ontology annotation, biological process: cilium movement involved in cell motility; motile cilium assembly; axoneme assembly. The coding region runs from base 1 to 489 and encodes 162 amino acids. The record is from RefSeq and is a predicted model, not a curated record. Gene Ontology annotation, cellular component: axoneme. Lineage: Eukaryota; Metazoa; Arthropoda; Insecta; Psocodea; Pediculidae. The transcript is spliced from 5 exons.